Messenger RNA from Cricetulus griseus (Chinese hamster), 3551 nucleotides. The record is from RefSeq and is a predicted model, not a curated record. Lineage: Eukaryota; Metazoa; Chordata; Mammalia; Rodentia; Cricetidae.
ACCACAAGGCCACAUAAGGAGGGGGAGGUCCCUGGAGUGGACUACAUUUUCAUAACCGUUGAAGAUUUUAUGGAAUUGGAGAAAAGUGGUGCUCUCCUCGAAAGUGGGACCUAUGAAGACAACUACUACGGUACCCCGAAGCCUCCAGCUGAACCAGCACCAUUAUUAUUAAAUGUAACAGACCAGAUACUUCCGGGAGCUACUCCAAGUGCGGAAGGGAAACGGAAGAGAAAUAAAUCAGUGAGCAACAUGGAGAAAGCAAGUAUAGAGCCUCCAGAGGAGGAGGAGGAAGAAAGGCCUGUGGUCAAUGGGAACGGUGUAGUCAUAACUCCAGAAUCCAGUGAACAUGAAGACAAAAGUGCAGGUGCCUCAGAGGAGACACCCUCCCAGCCUUACCCUGCACCAGUGUACAGUCAGCCUGAAGAGAUAAAGGAACAGGUGGAUGAUACAAAGCCAACAAAGUCUGAGGAGAAUGAAGACUUGGACCCAUUGCCUGAUAACUGGGAAAUGGCCUACACAGAGAAGGGUGAAGUCUACUUCAUUGACCAUAACACAAAGACAACAUCAUGGCUGGAUCCACGACUUGCGAAAAAGGCUAAACCUCCAGAAGAGUGCAAAGAAAAUGAGCUUCCGUAUGGCUGGGAAAAAAUCGAUGAUCCCAUAUACGGCACUUACUAUGUUGACCACAUAAAUAGAAGAACACAGUUUGAAAACCCUGUCCUGGAAGCAAAAAGGAAGCUACAACAGCAUAACAUGCCCCACACAGAACUUGGAACAAAGCCCCUACAGGCCCCAGGUUUCCGAGAAAAGCCGCUCUUCACCCGGGAUGCAUCCCAGUUGAAGGGAACAUUCCUCAGCACCACCCUCAAGAAGAGCAACAUGGGCUUUGGAUUCACCAUCAUUGGUGGCGAUGAGCCAGACGAGUUUCUACAGGUGAAAAGUGUGAUCCCAGAUGGGCCCGCAGCACAGGAUGGCAAAAUGGAGACAGGUGAUGUCAUUGUCUAUAUUAAUGAAGUUUGUGUCCUUGGACACACUCAUGCAGAUGUUGUCAAACUUUUCCAGUCUGUUCCUAUUGGUCAGAGUGUCAACUUGGUGUUGUGUCGUGGCUACCCUUUGCCCUUUGAUCCUGAAGAUCCUGCUAACAGCAUGGUGCCACCCCUUGCAAUAAUGGAGAGGCCACCCCCAGCGAUGGUCAAUGGGAGACAUAACUAUGAAACAUAUUUGGAAUACAUUUCUCGGACCUCACAGUCAGUUCCAGAUAUUACGGAUCGCCCACCUCAUUCUUUGCACUCCAUGCCAGCCGACGGUCAGCUCGAUGGCACGUAUCCACCACCCGUCCAUGACGACAAUGUGUCUAUGGCUUCAUCGGGAGCCACUCAAGCUGAACUUAUGACCUUAACCAUUGUGAAAGGUGCCCAGGGAUUUGGCUUCACCAUUGCCGACAGUCCUACGGGACAGCGGGUGAAACAGAUACUUGACGUUCAGGGAUGCCCUGGGCUGUGUGAAGGAGACCUCAUUGUUGAGAUCAACCAGCAGAAUGUACAGAACCUGAGCCAUACGGAAGUGGUGGAUAUACUUAAGGACUGCCCCGUGGGAAGUGAGACUUCUUUAGUCAUCCAUCGAGGAGGUUUCUUUUCUCCGUGGAAAACUCCAAAGCCUAUGAUGGACCGGUGGGAGAAUCAAGGCAGUCCUCAAACAAGUUUAUCUGCUCCAGCCGUCCCACAGAACCUGCCCUUCCCACCUGCCCUUCACAGGAGCUCCUUUCCCGACUCAACAGAGGCCUUUGACCCACGGAAGCCUGACCCAUAUGAGCUCUAUGAGAAAUCAAGAGCCAUUUAUGAAAGUAGGCAACAAGUGCCACCCAGGACCAGUUUUCGAAUGGAUUCCUCUGGUCCAGAUUAUAAGGAACUGGAUGUCCACCUUCGAAGGAUGGAGUCUGGAUUUGGCUUCAGAAUCCUCGGGGGAGAUGAACCUGGACAGCCUAUUUUGAUUGGAGCCGUCAUUGCCAUGGGCUCAGCCGACAGAGAUGGCCGUCUACACCCAGGAGAUGAGCUUGUCUACGUGGAUGGGAUCCCAGUGGCUGGCAAGACCCACCGCUAUGUCAUUGACCUUAUGCACCAUGCAGCCCGCAAUGGGCAGGUUAACCUCACUGUGAGAAGAAAGGUGCUAUGUGGAGGGGAGCCCUGCCCAGAGAAUGGGAGAAGUCCAGGCUCUGUAUCAACCCACCACAGCUCUCCACGCAGUGACUACGCAACUUACGCCAACAGCAACCACGCCGCUCCCAGUAGCAGUGCCUCGCCGCCGGAAGGCUUUGCCUCGCACAGUCUGCAGACCAGUGAUGUGGUCAUUCACCGUAAAGAAAACGAAGGGUUUGGCUUUGUCAUCAUCAGUUCCCUCAACAGGCCUGAGUCUGGAGCCACCAUAACUGUGCCCCAUAAAAUCGGACGCAUCAUUGAUGGGAGUCCCGCAGAUCGUUGUGCAAAACUGAAAGUGGGAGACCGGAUCUUAGCAGUCAACGGGCAGUCUAUCGUCAACAUGCCUCACGCUGACAUCGUUAAACUCAUCAAGGAUGCAGGCCUUAGUGUCACCCUUCGAAUCAUUCCUCAGGAGGAGCUCAACAGCCCAGCAUCUGCGCCCAGCUCAGAGAAGCAGAGUCCCAUGGCCCAGCAGCAUAGCCCUCUGGCCCAGCAGAGCCCUCUGGCCCAGCCAAGCCCAGCCACCCCCAACAGCCCUGUUGCCCAGCCAGCUCCUCCUCAACCUCUUCAGCUUCAAGGACAUGAAAAUAGUUACAGGUCAGAAGUUAAGGCCAGACAAGAUGUGAAGCCAGACAUCCGGCAGCCUCCCUUCACAGACUACAGGCAGCCCCCGCUGGACUACAGGCAACCCCCAGGAGGGGACUACCAACAGCCCCCACCCUUGGACUACAGGCAGCACUCCCCAGACACCAGGCAGUACCCUCUGUCCGACUAUAGGCAGCCACAGGAUUUUGAUUAUUUCACUGUGGAUAUGGAGAAAGGAGCCAAAGGAUUUGGAUUCAGCAUUCGUGGAGGAAGGGAAUACAAAAUGGAUCUGUACGUGUUGAGAUUGGCAGAGGACGGGCCAGCUGUAAGGAACGGCAGGAUGAGGGUAGGAGAUCAAAUCAUUGAAAUCAAUGGGGAAAGCACAAGGGACAUGACACACGCCAGAGCAAUAGAACUCAUCAAAUCCGGAGGACGAAGAGCGAGGCUGCUGCUGAAGCGGGGCACCGGCCAAGUCCCAGAGUAUGGAAUGGUACCUUCCAGUCUCUCCAUGUGCAUGAAAAGUGACAAGCAUGGGUCCCCAUAUUUCUACUUAUUGGGCCACCCUAAAGACACGACGAACCCUACGCCUGGAGCGCUGCCGCUGCCCCCGCCGCAGGCCUGCCGGAAGUAGGCGUCUCCCUCGAAGACAUCCUCUCUCCAUUCUCUCCAUCACAUCCAGCCCCACCCUCCGACCCUUCCCACCAGAUAGGCCCAGACCCAACUUGGGAUAUCCAAAGGGAACACGACGUUAGGAAACCAAAGGAGCUUGCG